This is a messenger RNA of Penicillium longicatenatum, 1275 nucleotides long. RefSeq names its product peroxisomal membrane protein PEX14. The transcript has a single exon. Gene Ontology annotation, cellular component: peroxisomal importomer complex; peroxisomal membrane. Gene Ontology annotation, molecular function: signaling receptor binding. The record is from RefSeq and is a predicted model, not a curated record. Gene Ontology annotation, biological process: protein import into peroxisome matrix, docking. NCBI's taxonomy places the organism in Eukaryota, Fungi, Ascomycota, Eurotiomycetes, Eurotiales, Aspergillaceae. Bases 1 to 1275 code for a protein of 424 amino acids.
AUGUCGGACUCAAAGAAGCCACCAUCCAUUCCAGCUUGGCAGCGACAGGCUGCCUCGCCACCAGAUCAAUCUCCACCCCAGUCAUCCCCAUCGCCGAGCUCCGACGAUGCGCCCGCACCCACCUCACGCGAGGACCUCAUCAAUCAAGCAUCUCGAUUUCUAGAAGAUGAGUCGAUCCGCGAUUCCUCUACAGAUCGCAAAGUAGCCUUUCUGGAAUCUAAAGGGCUCAACUCCGACGAAAUCCAACAACUCCUCGGCGUUUCCCGAAACCUAGAGGCGACCAGCAACGCGAGCACCGAUGACAACGCACAGGACACGCCCCAGACCUCCCCUGCUUCUAGUGAAAUUGAAGUCGCACCUUCGCCUGACACAGCACAAUCUUCAUCCCCAUCCCCAUCGCCAUCUACCACCAUGUCUCAACAGCGCACACCCACCGCCACCACCCCCUCGCCAACGAAGCGCGAUGAACCCCCAAUAAUCACCUACCCUGAAUUCCUCUUCGAGCCUACCAAGCCCCCUCCUCUGGUAACAAUGCAAAGCGUUUUGUAUACUUUAUACGGCGCCGCCGGUCUCGGCGCCAGCAUCUACGGUGCAAGCGAGUACAUCGUGAAACCAAUGCUAGCAACUCUUACCAGCGCACGUCAAGAACUAGCAGAAACUGCCCAAGAGAACCUACAAAAGCUAAACGAGAAACUUGAAAAAACUGUCUCUGUUAUCCCACCUCAUCUUAAAGCCCGCAAGGACAACGACGACGAGGAAGACGAGGAAUCUGACAGUGUCACCUCCGACCCGACGGAGCUAUUUCACCGAGACAUGGGGACGCAGACUACGCCCGACGUCUCGUCAUCUCAUUCGCUCGCGUCUACGAAAGAAGGCGAAGAGAAGCUUGCCGAUGCGCCCUCUAUCGCGGUCUCGAAUCAUAUGAGCCGAUUGGAAUCUAUUCAGUCGCAGCUGAAGGAGGUUGAUGGUCUUGAGAAGGAAUCCAGUACGUUGGAUGAUAAUUUGCGUUCGAAGAUGAGUGAUUUGCAUCAUUAUCUCGAUGGGUUGAUCUAUGCGGCUCCCGCCUAUACUGCUGCUGGGGGCUCGUAUGGUUUGUAUGGGAAUACUAGCUCUGGGACGGACGGAAGCUCGUCUGGUGUGCGUAAGGCGGAGGAUGAGGCGAUUGCGAGCUUCAAGGCUGAUAUACGCGGUGUUAAAGGUGCAUUGUUGAGUGCAAGGAACUUCCCUGCUAGUCGGAGUGGUAGACUUGGAGGGUACGCUGCUGGUGCGCGAUGA